GGAAUAAUAUGUGGGAGAUUGUGGACUUCAUGCUUCCGACAUAGGAACAGGAACAGGCUGGGAAUCUCCACUUCUGAGAGAAUGCUGGGAAUCUGCAGAGGGCGACGGAAAUUCCUGGCUGCUUCUCUGACUCUGCUUUUUGUCCCAGCUAUAACCUGGAUUUACCUGUUCGCUGGGAGCUUUGAAGAUGGAAAGCCAGUGUCACUGUCUCCAAUUGAAUCGCAGCCCCACAGCCCUCGUUAUACAGCCACAAGUCAACGUGAAAGAGAGAGCCUGGAGGUCCGCAUGCGGGAAGUGGAAGAGGAAAACCGAGCACUUCGCAAACAGCUCAGUCUGGUGCAGAGCCGAAACCUGUCCCAUCGUCGAGGGAAUCACUCAAAAACUUAUUCCAUGGAGGAAGGAACUGGGGACAGUGAGAGCCUGCGGGCUGGCAUUGUGGCCGGGAACAGUUCUGAGUGUGGACAACAGCCAGCAGUGGAGAAGUGCGAGACAAUCCACGUUGCCAUUGUCUGUGCUGGAUACAAUGCCAGUCGGGAUGUUGUCACACUCGUCAAAUCAGUCUUGUUUCAUAGACGGAACCCUCUUCACUUCCACCUCAUUGCAGAUGCCAUUGCAAAACAGAUCCUGGCAACCCUCUUCCAGACGUGGAUGGUCCCUGCAGUGCACAUAGACUUCUAUGAUGCAGAUGAGUUGAAGUCUGAAGUGUCCUGGAUACCCAACAAACACUAUUCUGGGAUUUAUGGGCUGAUGAAGCUGGUUCUGACAAAGACCCUUCCUGCCAACCUUGAACGAGUCAUUGUACUUGACACAGACAUUACCUUUGCUACAGACAUUGCUGAACUAUGGGCUGUCUUUCACAAGUUCAAAGGCCAGCAGGUUCUUGGCUUGGUGGAGAACCAGAGUGACUGGUACCUGGGAAACCUCUGGAAGAACCAUCGUCCAUGGCCAGCUCUUGGGAGGGGUUACAACACAGGGGUCAUUCUGCUACUUCUGGAUAAAUUGCGCAAGAUGAAAUGGGAGCAGAUGUGGAGGCUCACAGCUGAGAGAGAGCUAAUGAGCAUGCUCUCCACCUCAUUGGCUGACCAGGAUAUCUUCAAUGCCGUCAUCAAACAGAACCCCUUUCUGGUGUACCAGCUUCCUUGUUUCUGGAAUGUGCAGUUGUCAGACCACACCCGCUCUGAGCAGUGCUAUCGGGACGUGUCUGAUCUAAAGGUGAUCCAUUGGAACUCACCCAAAAAGCUGCGAGUAAAGAACAAACACGUUGAGUUUUUCCGCAACCUCUACCUGACAUUCUUAGAGUAUGAUGGGAACUUGUUGAGGCGGGAACUCUUUGGCUGCCCCAGUGAGGCUGAUGUCAACAGUGAAAACCUCCAGAAACAACUAUCAGAGCUGGAUGAAGAUGACCUGUGUUAUGAGUUUCGGAGGGAGCGUUUCACCGUCCACCGCACUCACUUGUAUUUUCUACACUAUGAGUACGAGUCUGCCCCAGACAACACAGAUGUAACGCUGGUGGCUCAGCUCUCAAUGGACAGACUCCAGAUGCUUGAAGCUAUCUGCAAACACUGGGAAGGGCCAAUCAGCUUGGCGCUCUAUCUUUCCGAUGCAGAAGCCCAGCAGUUUCUACGCUACGCCCAAGGCUCUGAGGUUCUCAUGAGCCGCCACAAUGUUGGAUACCACAUAGUGUACAAGGAGGGCCAAUUCUAUCCAGUGAACCUCUUGCGGAAUGUGGCAAUGAAACAUAUCAGCACACCGUACAUGUUCCUGUCAGACAUUGACUUCUUGCCUAUGUAUGGACUCUACGAGUACCUCAGGAAAUCUGUUGUCCAGCUGGACUUAGCCAAUACAAAAAAAGCUCUCAUUGUACCUGCUUUUGAGACCCUCCGCUACCGCCUUUCUUUUCCUAAGUCAAAAGCAGAGCUGUUAUCUAUGUUGGACAUGGGGACCCUCUUCACAUUCAGGUAUCAUGUCUGGACAAAAGGGCAUGCACCAACAAACUUUGCCAAGUGGCGUACGGCCACCACACCAUACCGAGUCGAGUGGGAAGCAGAUUUUGAGCCAUAUGUUGUGGUAAGGCGGGACUGCCCUGAGUAUGACCGAAGGUUUGUUGGAUUUGGCUGGAACAAAGUAGCCCACAUCAUGGAAUUGGACGCACAGGAGUAUGAAUUUACAGUGCUGCCCAAUGCAUACAUGAUCCACAUGCCGCAUGCUCCCAGCUUUGACAUCACCAAAUUCCGCUCCAACAAGCAAUACCGUAUCUGUCUCAAGACCCUCAAGGAGGAGUUCCAGCAAGAUAUGUCACGCCGCUAUGGCUUCGCAGCACUCAAAUAUCUCACGGCGGAGAACAACAGCUAGCACCACUGGGACUCUGGUGGAAAACAGACUGAAAGGAGGAGCCAUUUAAUGUGUGCGGCCCAGUCCUUUAGCCUGGAACUGAGAGACACCGUUGGUUUUUUGUUUUGUUUUUUAAACCACAUCAAGCAGUUCUAACAAUCGAGAUUUGGAACCAGACGCCUCCAGCCUGUGCUCCCGAGCCAGCACCUGUCUGCCACUCUCAGGCCUUUGGUUUUAUUUCCCACGAGGUGUGAAUAAAAGGGUGGGGGAGGCAGUGCCCACAUCCACUGACAGCACACAGGGAGGCAGGCAUGGCGGGGCAUGGAUAUCUGCUGUUCUUAAAACUGCACAGCAAAAACAGAUCUUGAGAAUAUAGGCUCUCACAUUACUAUUUAAUAAGUCCACAGGUUUUUUUUAAUCGGUGAAGGAAGAUCUGUCGGUCACUGUCCUGUGAAUUAAAAACAAAAACAAGCCCCAUACAUCUGCAAAAGGGAAUUUGCACCUGUAAAUCAGUUGUCGUCUACCCACCGAAGAACACUCUGGGAGCAGGAUGAAUCGGUUUUCUCCUGUCAGGUGGAGAGGAGGCAAUGCCUAACGUUGGCGGUGGGUGUGGUAUAUUAUUUACUGAACACACGCAGUAUGGCAGUAUAGCCGUUUCUAUGGCAUCACUUGGUCAUUGGGGUCUAAAUGCUGUUGGUCUCAAUCCUGCAAUAAGAUGGACUCUCCUCCAACCCCAUCCCGCAUCACUGCCACCGGCUCUGACCUUCUCCCUUCCUUCCAGUCCCAACCGCCACCUUCUGCACUUCAUGUUUAGCCCCCGCAUUAGCAAUUCCCCCGGAAGAUCUAUGGUUGUGCUGUCCACUGAAGGCACCCAAAGCUUAAGCUCAGCUUUCACUCAAGAGGUUUGUUCAGGUGUCUCUCGUUAAACAAGUGGCCAGAUUGGAGCUCUAAGUACUUUUUUUUUUUUUAAGUAUUAGUCUUGGCACACAGAGAUCAUUUUCUACUGGGGGAAAUCACAGUCCAUUGGCUACUCCACUGUACACCUGCCUCGAAGGGCCCCUCUGCCUUUGACUGAAGCGAGUCUCUUGAAGCAGGAGAACAGACACAUGGCAGCUAGGCCUCAGUAGCUGCAGGGUGCAACAGACUCUCGAGAAGAGCUUCAGUAAAGGAGUUUAUUAUAUAAAAGGAGCAAAACUAAAAGGAAUUAACUCCCUGUUUGAGUGGGGGGGAGGGGAGGAGAGAAUGUUUUGAGGAGUCGCGUUGGCGGCAGCUUGAACACAAAGCUGGUUCUGUUCGCAGCCAGCCACUAUGUGUGUGACCAGUCUAGGCAAGGAGUAUGGACAAGCAAACACACACAACACACACAUACAGACAGACACUGGACAUUUUGUUACUUUAUUUUGUUUUCCAGUAUUAAUGUUGUGUUUACAUGGACGGAGGAGAUGAGGUUUAAUGCACUACCCUGAUUUGGGGCUACUUGUAUUUGGUUGCAAUGUUAUUGAGAGAGCUGAAUUUGAAUAAAUGAGAAACAUGUCUCUCUUCCUUCCCCUAACAA
Hemicordylus capensis (graceful crag lizard) is the source of this 3886-nucleotide messenger RNA. RefSeq names its product LARGE xylosyl- and glucuronyltransferase 1 (gene LARGE1). Gene Ontology annotation, molecular function: glucuronosyltransferase activity; xylosyltransferase activity. The transcript is spliced from 14 exons. The record is from RefSeq and is a predicted model, not a curated record. The coding region runs from base 82 to 2352 and encodes 756 amino acids. Gene Ontology annotation, biological process: protein O-linked glycosylation via mannose. NCBI's taxonomy places the organism in Eukaryota, Metazoa, Chordata, Lepidosauria, Squamata, Cordylidae.